Molecule: messenger RNA, 7094 nt
Organism: Felis catus (domestic cat)
Lineage: Eukaryota; Metazoa; Chordata; Mammalia; Carnivora; Felidae
Gene: TMEM106B
Product: transmembrane protein 106B
Exons: 8
Coding region: 541-1368 (275 amino acids)
Biological process (GO): lysosomal transport; dendrite morphogenesis; lysosome organization
Cellular component (GO): lysosomal membrane
Source: RefSeq, a predicted model, not a curated record
CCCGACUUGGGGCUCGAACUCAAAGACCAUGAGAUCUUGACCUGAGCCGAAGUCAGAUGCUUAACCGACUGAGCCAUCCAGGCGCCCAGAAAAGUACUACUUUUGACUUGGAACCACGGUUUAGGGGUACAAGAGCACCUGGUUCCGAGGGUCCCAAAUUGACGAGGUUCGACCACUCACCACUAACAAUAUCCAAAGGCAGAGAGACAAGUGGUAGCGAAACAAGAGAAGAAUUUACUUCAGUGAGGCCAGCAUGGGAAGACCGUGACUAAAGUCACAAAGAUUGUCUCCAAAGUGCUAAAAAUACUUCUGAGUUUAUAUAAGGAAAAUGUGGGACAAAGGUGGAUGGGUACGUGCAGGUAGCCAGUAAGUUCAGAUCGAUAAUUGUCUUGGGGUCUGGAAAGCCCUUAUUGCUUGAAGGGCGUGUUUUGCUUACCAUCACAGGAUGCUUGGCCCUCAGGGUCUUUUGCCUGAGAAGAGAUAAGCUGGAAAGAAGAAUUUAAGCACCUAGAAAGUACAAACUGAGGAGGAACAAGAGACAUGGGAAAGUCUUUUUCUCAUUUGCCUUUGCAUUCAAAUAAAGAAGAUGCUUAUGAUGGAGUCACAUCAACUGAAAAUAUGAGGAAUGGACUGGUUAAUAAUGAAGUCCAUAAUGAAGAUGGAAGAGGUGGAGAUGUCUCUCAGUUUCCGUAUGUGGAAUUUACAGGAAGAGAUAGUGUCACUUGUCCCACUUGUCAAGGAACAGGAAGAAUUCCUAGGGGGCAAGAAAACCAGCUUGUGGCAUUGAUUCCAUAUAGCGAUCAGAGAUUAAGGCCAAGAAGGACAAAGCUGUAUGUGAUGGCUUCUGUGUUUGUCUGUCUGCUCCUUUCUGGAUUGGCUGUGUUUUUCCUUUUCCCUCGCUCUAUUGACGUGAAAUACAUUGGCGUAAAAUCAGCAUACGUCAGUUAUGAUGUUCAAAAGCGUACAGUAUAUUUAAAUAUCACGAACACACUAAAUAUAACAAACAAUAACUAUUAUUCUGUUGAAGUUGAAAAUAUCACUGCACAAGUUCAGUUUUCAAAAACUGUUAUUGGAAAGGCUCGCUUAAACAACAUAACCAAUAUUGGCCCACUGGAUAUGAAACAAAUCGAUUAUACGGUACCUACUAUCAUAGCAGAAGAAAUGAGUUAUAUGUAUGAUUUUUGUACACUGAUAUCAAUCAAAGUACAUAAUAUCGUACUCAUGAUGCAAGUUACUGUGACAACAACAUACUUUGGACACUCUGAACAGAUAUCCCAGGAAAGAUACCAGUAUGUUGAUUGUGGAAGGAACACAACUUAUCAGUUGGGGCAGUCUGAGUAUCUAAAUGUACUUCAGCCACAACAGUAAAAAUUGAAUGAUAUGCCAGUGGAGAAGAAGAAAUCCCUAUCGAUAUUUUCUAGAACUCUGAAGAAUGAGGUACUUACUUCCUGAUAGGAGAUCUUAAAUUGAAGAAAACUAAAGUUUACACCUUCCAUUUUAGGGGUACAAGUAAAAGUAUGUGGACUCGAACAUUACUGCAGCGAUCCACUCUGUGUUCAUGUUGUCUGUACCAGGAUCUUUUACUUGAAUCUAAAUUUGCCAAUUGAUUUUCUUCUCCCCCUCUCCCUAGCGGGGGAAAUUGAGACUUCCCAUGUAGGACAGUAAAUAAUUUACAAUUCACAGCUUCGGCCACUACUGAAAACCUAACUUUGAUGAUGGACAUAAUUUGAGAAACUUUAUUUCUGAAUGUUUUUAUAGAAUAUUACUGAGAGCCUGUUAUUCAUGAAAGACUUUUUAAAAAUAACCUUUUUUUUUCUGUUUUAUAAAUUCCCAUUGCUACAUAGUAGGAUUUCAAGAUAUUUUAGCUUUUAGCUAAACAUUUGUAGUUUUUCAUUUGUUGAAAUUCUACUCAUUUGCACGUUUUUGUCAGCCUUAUUUCAAUCCAGUGCUUGCAGAACACUAGAAACCAAAAUAAUUGCAAAAUUCUGAAUCUAAAAUUUUCGAAAGCUCCCUGUUUCACAUGUCUUUCCAUCUAAGUAAGUUUUGUGAAAUUUUUGUGUAGUCUUCAAACAUCGUUAAUGUAUAAUAUUGUAAAUAAACUGUGCAUGGCUUUUAUACAGCUUAAAUAAAUGUCAAAUAAAGUACAGAUUCAAAAUAAAGUAAGUUGCUCAUAAAAAUAAAUAAAACGGGAAAUUGAAAUUCAGAAACUUAUAGAAUGUGAAUAUGGUUCCAGUUACAUACAGGAUCAGGCAUCAAGUGAUUUUGAAAUAAAGUGUUUUGAUGCUCCACUUUUUUUUAAUGUUGCUUUUCAGACUAACAAGUUGUGGAGACACUUUUCACAACUCUUUGGUACCCAAGUCACCCAAUGUUACCCAUUUUAUGCCUGUUUUCAAGGAGGAAAUUGUGUCUUUGGUAGAAAUUCUCCAAGAAAUCUUAUUAAAUGAUGGUGGCUAUAUAAAAAUUAAGCCUAUAUUAUGCUUUUUAAAAAUUUAAUCACUUUGCACAUCACAUGGAUAUCAAGCCUCUAGCAGUUAACAUUUUUAAAUUUUCAGAUUUUGUUUGGAUUUUAUUUAAAAUUGUUUUCAAGUGGAAAUUAUUGACUUUUGCAUUUUGUCAUCUUAUAUUUUCAAUACCAUUUUCUGUUUGGGCUUUGUGCCUUUCCACUUACCAAGUUCUAAUUACCUUGUAAAUAUAUACCACUGAGGGUAGGGACCAACUGUGAUACCAAAAAAAUAAAUAAAUAAAUAAGUGGCUUGAGAUUAAUUUCUUUCUGUUCCCUAGAGACAGAAGUCAGGUUCCCUUUCCCUCAAAGUGCCUAACUUAGGUCUGAAACAUACCUGUUUAUCAGUCGGACUCUCUCAGCUGUUACACACAAGCUUUGUUUAAUUAUUUAGAGCUAAUGAAGUCUCCUUUCUGCCUUUAAACACACUCAGGUCUCCCUUUAGUGUUAUUAUAAUUUUCCCCAAGUUUUCCUGAGUGAACAUUUUAAAUGGGUAGAAUACACUUUUUUUUUUUUUUUGGACUGUUGUUUUUUUACCUUAAUCGUUGCUAACUCACCCAUCGUUGCUAUUAAAGUCACCCCAUUACAUUUGUUAUAGACUCACUAGUCAAACCCAGCCUUCAUGUUUUUUUCUUCUAUGAUUUUUGACUACUCCUCUUCUCCUUGAAACUGCACACUCCUCUAAUGUUUCAAUUCUAUUUGUAUUUUUCAAAUCAUUCUCAUUUCAUUUUCCCUCAUUCUGUCUUUUGAUCUUUCAGUGACUAUUAUCUAGACCCUCUUUUGCUUCAAAAUUUCUAUUCCUGUGACUUUAACCAACAAUCAUCUAUAUUAGGGCUUCCAAAUCUUUCUGUAUACCUGACCAGUCACCUGUCAGGCUUCUUCUCAUUUAGUGAGUUACCUAGAGAUGAUAGUAUUUCACUGACUGUGUAAAUCAUAAAGUGUUUCAAAAAUGUUUAUCAUAUUCUGUUCUCUCCUUGUCCUUACUUCAAAAUCACCCUUCAUUUUUUCAUAAUCACCCUUCAGAUAUGCCUUCUUCAGAAAUCAAUCCUGGUUUAUCUUUUAACUUCAUAAGAGUAUGUAGUGUAAGUGAAUGGAUUUUUCUAUUGAUUUGUGGUCUGAUAUCCUUUUGGAGUGCAUGCAUAGUAUUUGCUGAAGAUACAGGAAAGUGAAGGAACAUUUGCUUUUAGUGACUUAGUUUUGAAUAUUUUUUCUUCAUUUUUUAAAAUUAAAACUUUAUUGUACCUACUUUCCAUGAAGCAUAAGGUAGAAAAACCUAGAAUUUAAGAUAAGUGCAAACCUGUAGUAGACAAAAAGAUCACCUGUGACUACUUUCAGAGAAGUUUUAAAUAACUUUCCAGAAUAAGCUUGGAACAGAGCAGGUGUAAGUUAAUAAAAUUACAAAAAUACAUUCAGGUGAAACAGAAUUACAGCCAUUAAAAAAAGAAAAAAACACAGGGAAGGCGAAUGAGCAUUGUCCAGUGUAUUUUUUCUUACAUAGUAAUAGGAUAGAUAGCAAUAUAUUUUUUAAAACUGCUUUCAGAUCUUAUUCAAAGGAUAUGGUAAAGAUGUUAUAAUUUUUUCCCCCUGAUACUCUCAAGAAUAACUUUUUCUUAAAUUACACUUUUAAUAGACUGGUCAUCCUAACCAAAUCCAAUACUAUAACAAGUCUCUGUGUGUUGAUAUUAUAUGUAUCUAACAUAUGCCCUUGUAAAAGCUUUCAUGUUUCUCUUAUAUAAUUUACCUGGUCCUGUGAGUCAGACAAAGGAGAGGGGCAGGAUCCUUAUCUUUUAGAAGAGGAGACGUGGCAUGGAGAAGUUAAGGGACUUGCUGAAGAUCACAUAUUCAGUAAAUAAUCUUAGGGGGCCAUACCUAAUUUUUCUGUCUCCUAUGUGUGUGCUCUGUCAUUUAAAAUAGAGUCCAUUGAGAAGCCCUGUUGACUCAGGUUAGUAUGAUUAAAAAUCAGAGAAAACAUUCACAUAGUUCCUAGUGACAAUCAAAAUAAUACUGAUGGACUAAGAUUUGGGUAUCUUUAAGUUGGUACCUGAAAUAUUUUAAAUGGAAAAUGAGCAUUUGUGAAAUACUUUGGAGCAUAAUCUAUAGCUGAAUUUUUCUUUUAAAAUUUAGUAUUUCUUGAUCAUUCCAAUAAAGAUAUGACUGAUAGGUUGUCACACAAGGCUAUAUAUAAAUAAUAGAGGUUAAUGUAUUUGAGAUUUGAAAUAAGAACAGUGUGAAAAUAUUAGAUACCAGAUAAAUUGCUUGCAAUUGCCAAAUAACCAUCCUUACUAUGGUACAUAAUAUGUAAAUGACUGUGGUUUUAUUUGUGAGCAGUUUUUCUGUGCCUUUUUCAUUUAUUUAGGCCAAUGAGGUAAUUAUUUUCUCUAAGAUUUGUGACAAAAAAAAAUUCAGUUUAGAUUUUCUGAAUUGUAUUUUGGAAGUGAUAUAGUACAGUGUUAACAAUAGAGAGAAAGUGAUUGCCAAAAUACAAUAAAGGUAUCAUUAUUGCAAUAUAGGGGUGUUUUGUUGUACGGAAUGUCUCCAACCCCCUUCCACACCAUUUUUUUUUUUUUAAUUCUUAAGAUAAGUAAUUCUGUAUAUAAUGAUUACAUUUUAUUUAAGAAAAUAGUUUGUUGGGUACUUGACCCCUAAGGAAGUCACUGCUCAGUCUAGCUAAUAUCUAUUAGUUACUUUGUCAGAUACUGCAGCAAUCUCUUAUGUGCAUUAUCUGAUUAUUCCUCAGAAAGCCCUCUAAGGUAGCUACUGACGUUGCUCCCCAUUUUAAAUCUGAGGAAAGAGUUUUAGAGAAGUUAAGAAAUAUGCAUAAGCUUGGAAGUGGCAGAUUUCAGAUUGAAAACAUGUCUGAUUGACUCAAACAUCAUUGCUCUUAAAAAUAGCAUAUUUCCUUUUCAGCCUUUGAAGAUGUUUUCUUUCUAAAAAUAUAUUGGUUGUACUUAAUAUAUAUAAGAUUUUGAAGUUUUUGAUAGUAUUUUCAAAAAUACUAUUAAGAGACUUUAUUAUAAUUUUAUAGAUCUUUGGUGUGAUAAAAAGUGGCUUAUCACUGAUUUUUAAAAUAAUUCAUACUUAUCUGUUUGGAUUUUUUUCUUUUUAAAAGAUGUAAAAUUUUAAAUUUUAAAUUUACAAAUAUACAUCAGACUUCUUUGGUAGGCAGUGUGAAUUGAAUUUCGAGUUAUUACGUUGGAAGCCAAAGGUUACUUACCAUAGUGUCAUAAAUCGAUUUGUAGCUCAUAACAUCUGGAAGCAGCAACUACCUGGCUCAAAUACAUCUAAGAAUAAUUAAUUUUAUUUCUUUUUUGUAAAAUCAGAUUUUAAAUGAAAUGUUUAUCUGAAACUAUUUUAUUUUAAAAGAAAAAUAUGUGUUUGAAAAGAUGGGAUUAAAAGACUGUUAAACAUUAUUUCUUUAAAAAAGUUAUUUUUACAUGAAAACAGAAUAUAUUUGUGAUCUGCUUCGAUCAAAACUUUUACUUCUAUAUCCCAGGUCUACUUAUUUCAGAGUAAAAAUUUUCACUUAGCUUAAAUUUCUGAUUAGAACUAAUAUUUGUGUAUUUUUGUGCUUAGUGAGAAUGUAAAUUUCACAGUGGAUUUUUGAAAUUUAUCCUUAAUUUGGAUAAAAGCAAGUGAUAUAUUUAUAAAAUUACUAUAGGGAUAAAAAUGGUAAUUUCCAGUUAAAAAAAAAACCGAAUGUGAUUAUGUUUGUAGUUCUUUUUACACAUGUUUAGGAUAGGCUCUAAAUUAAAUAUCUGUAUUGACCCUAAAAAUAUUCCGUAAAUUAAUUUAACAAAUAUAUGGCAAGUUUUUCAUAGCUAAAUAACUCUUAUAGAAGGAAAUUGUUGCCUUCUGUUUAAUUACAUUAAUUGAAAUGUGUUUAAGGAAAUGUUUUCAGCAUAUUUUGUAUACUAAAAAAAAGGACUAGUAUUGGGCCAAUGGCCAAGAGGUAAUAUUACUACCGUGUAGACUAUUACUGUUCAAAUUGUCCCACUUCCCCCAGAAUUUUAGAAACUAGAAGUCUGGGAGAUACUGUAUCAGCUGUGGUGGAGUGACUCUCAGUGCUGUAGGUACUAUUCAUCUUUUAGUUCUUGUGUGAGAUGGAACACAUGCCAAGUUGCAAAAGAUUCAUAACUUCAUUAUGUAACAGUUUGUUUUAGGCAUCAGAUAUCAGCAAGCUAUGCCUUGUGUGUUUUGUCUUAGAUUCACUUGUAGAACUAAAUUAAGUAAGAGUUUGGAAAAUACUGAGUUGACCUAACUGGUCAGAUAUUUGAAUGAUGGCAUUACUGGGUAGAUUCUAAUUAUGGAAUAAAGAAGAAUAUAGAAUGAAAGACUAUGUUUGGGCACUUACUCUUUGCUUGUUUCAUGGAUUAGCCUCCAUCCUAACACUAAAUUCCCAAGUUAAACAGUUCUGUAAUUGUAAUUAUUGUUGCUGUUCAUGUAACAAAACAUGCUUAUGUUAGCAAAAGGAAUAGAAGUGCCCCCAAAUGCUAUUUUUUUAGUUACUUGUAACUGUUGCUCUUGUAAUUGUGUAUGAAAAAAUAAAAUUUGUAAACAUUUUGGCAUGAAAAAUAAAGUUUGUAUCAGUCAAGUA